GCGAGAGAGAAAGCUAGCUCAUAUGGGUGAAGAAAAUUACCAACAUCCUAGGAUACACUGUACGGACACCUAAAUCGCUUGCCAAAUCAAGAAGAAGACAAUAGACGAAAGAUAAUGACACGAUUUGGGAAGUGUGUCGAUUAGAUUUGAGCAAAAUUUUCACAUUUUUUCUCCUGUGUGUAUUGCCGCUUCGUUGCGUUAUCCCGUGUGCAGCUUCCCGUCGCAAACGAAACAUUCUUCGGAGGUGGUUCGGGAUAGCUAACCCCGACAGAGGAUAAAAAUAAACCAUGAACAAGGAGGCAGCCGAGGACUGUGUUGAGCGGGCCGUGAAGUACCUGGCCGAAGGUAAAAUCGAGAAAGCGGAAAAACUACUAAACAAAUCGAUUACACUCCAUCGAACGGAACGUGCAGAAGAGCUGCUUAGCAAAAUAAAAUGUGGUGCGUACGCGGAAAGUGCCACGUCCGGCAACACGUCCGACGAUGGUGUACGGCAGCGAAACGCGGCGAAAGGUUCUGCACCGAAGGCGGAAAGUGGCAACGAGGCGGAAUACACACCGGAACAGCUGGACGCAGUGAAAAGGAUCAAGAAAUGCAAGGAUUACUAUGAAGUGCUGGGCGUAGCGAAGGAUGCGACCGAUUCCGACAUAAAGAAAGCUUACAAGAAACUUGCCCUUCAGUUGCAUCCGGACAAGAACCAUGCACCCGGUGCGGUGGAAGCAUUUAAAGCGAUUGGUAAUGCGGUCGCCAUCCUGACGGAUACGGAAAAGCGACGUUCAUAUGAUCUGUACGGUUCGGAAGAGCAUCAUCAACCGACGGCACGUAAAACGCGAUAUCAGUACGAUUAUGCGUACUCGCGCGGUUUCGAAACCGAGUUUACGGCCGAGGAACUGUUCAACAUGUUCUUCGGGGCGGAAAUUCCUACCCAGCACGUGUAUACACGCCAAAGACGGUUUCACCGAGCCGAACAGCAGCAGUACAGGGAGCCCCAAUCAGGGAUUGCCGCGUUCAUUAACCUGCUGCCAAUCAUACUUCUUAUCGCGUUGUCUAUGAUGUCAUCGUUUUUCAUUUCGGAUCCUAUCUACAGCCUUACGCCGAGCCAAAAAUUUUCGGUCGCACGCAAAACGAACCAGCUGAAGAUACCGUACUACGUGAAGGACAACUUUCACUCCGAGUAUCAGGGUUCGGUGGGCCGCCUAGAAGCUUCAGUGGAGGAGGAAUAUUUAAACAAUCUAAAGCAUUCCUGCUACCGAGAACGAAACUAUAAAGACACCAUGCUAAUGAAGGCACGAAACUUUGGCGACCGAGAGCUUUACCAUAAGGCGCAAAGCAUCAAUACACCGUCUUGUGAUAAAUUACAAAGUUUACACAACUAGUCAAAUGCAGCCAAAUCGUGGUUUUUCUACUACGACAGCUGAGCUAUUGUGCAAUACGGGGCCCAUUUUUUGCAACACCUGUAGUGCACACAAACACACACACACACACAUACACACAAAGCAGACAGAUACACACAUGCAUAGGACGGGACGUAUGGAUGUAACGCAGAGGUUAAUUGGUGCGCAUCCAUUUUCUACAGUGACCGGUAGUUUGUUGUUUGUUUUUAUUGAUGAUUGUAGGAUUGCAGGAUGCGGACAGGAUUGAAUGCUCGUUUUAGGUGAUGUUAAAUUCGUCCCUACUAAACGACAAUCUUUACAGGUCAAGGUAAAGGUAAUAGGUAAAAACCGUUUCAUCACGACGAUAUGUCGGCUACACGAUCGACAGUUUAGAUAAAAUCAGUGCGUGAUCUGGAGUGAUAGGUUUAAUGUUGUUUUCAGUUUUGGAUUUUUCGGGCAGCGGAAAAACCCACAGCAGAGGUACUAGCUAGUAAUGGCAUACAUGCUGCUUACGGAGAAAAACAGUUCACGAAAAAACAAACAUAAUUUAUCAGACCUUCCGCUGCGAGAUACCCCGAUUUGCGAAUAAUUUAUAGUAAAAAAAACUUACCUUCCUUCUUUGAAAUAAAUACAAAAUCAGCUCGAA
Messenger RNA from Anopheles funestus (African malaria mosquito), 2016 nucleotides. RefSeq names its product dnaJ homolog subfamily B member 12. Gene Ontology annotation, biological process: cellular response to misfolded protein. The record is from RefSeq and is a predicted model, not a curated record. Lineage: Eukaryota; Metazoa; Arthropoda; Insecta; Diptera; Culicidae. Gene Ontology annotation, cellular component: endoplasmic reticulum membrane. Gene Ontology annotation, molecular function: Hsp70 protein binding. The coding region runs from base 288 to 1373 and encodes 361 amino acids. The transcript has 7 exons.